GCCUUAAGUUUUGUAUACAUCAUCAUUUCCCCACCUUCAUCAUCUUCUUCAUGUAAAACCCUUAUCUCUCCUCCAUGGCACCAACAACACCAACAGAAUCCCAGAAACACAACCACCACAACUUCAUCACCACCUUCAUCCAAUCAACAGCUUCCAACUUCUCCUCUCUCGUUUCCCACAAACCCAAAACGACGCACUCCAUACCCAUCAUAUCCACACCCUCUAACGUCUUUCUCCCACUUCCACUCCCUCUCCCCUUCUCCGACUCCACUCACCAUGACUCGCCACCCUCCUCCUCCCCGAGUUCGACCCAUCGGACUGAACCCGGGUCGAGUUUCCCGUCGAUGGUUAGAAUCGGUGGGUUGAAGUCCGCAGGAAGUGGUGGGCCCGCUUUUGUUGGGCAGGUAUUCAGUAUGUGUGACAUCACUGGAACUGGGCUUAUGGCUGUUUCUACUCAAUUUGAUAUCCCCUUCAUUUCUAAGAGAACACCAGAGUGGAUUAAGAAGAUGUUUUCGGCAAUUAUGAAGAAUGAUUCAGGUCCUGUCUUCCGUUUUUUCAUGGAUCUUGGUGAUGCAGUUUCCUACGUCAGAAGGCUGAAUAUUCCUAGUGGCGUUGUGGGUGCUUGUCGACUUGAUUUAGCAUAUGAGCAUUUUAAGGAAAAACCUUAUAAUUUCCAGUUCGUUCCAAAUUCAAAGCAGGUGAAAGCAGCUAGCAAGCUUCUAAAGGAAGACAAGAAAACUGGUGGGGGAAGGAUUGAUGGUGUUCCUGUUUUCUCAGCUCAGAAUUUAGAUAUUGCAAUAGCAACUCCUGAAGGAAUUAAGUGGUACACUCCUUAUUUUUUUGAUAAAAACAUUCUGGAUAACAUUUUAGAGGAAUCGGUUGAUCAGCAUUUCAAUUCUUUGAUUCAAAGCCGUCAUGUGCAACGGCGAGGUGAUGUUGUUGAUGAUAACUUUGCAGCAGAAAUCAUUGAGGAGAGUGCCGACAGCAUAUGGGAGCCCGGAGAGGUUCAGGACUUGAUGGAUGAGAUGGGCCAGUCUGGAAUACCUUUAAGCGUCAUAUCAAAGGCUGCCGAAAUGCAACUUUCAUAUGCUGUUGACAGAAUGCUGCUGGGAAAUAGGUGGUUGAGGAAAGCCACUGGGAUUCAGCCACAAUUUCCAUAUAUGGUUGACUCCUUUGAGAGGAGGACUGCUGUUUCACGGUCAAAAGCAUUUAAGAUAGCCCCUUGUUCUACAAACUCAGAUAGGGAAAGCCUAAAUGAACUGCCAGAGCAUUCAGCUUCUGCAAAUCUAGGACCAGAAAGUAAAGAUGAAGCUACUGUUGUAGAGCAAGCCGAUUUCCGUUCUUCAAAGAGAGACUGGCCAAGACUACCUUGGUUGAAACCUGAAUGUGAACCCAAAAAAGAGGCUGAUUCAAGCUUUGUAGAUUCAUCUGGCGGUUAUAUGAAGGAAGAACUUCAAAAUAGUCCACUUCUCCCAAGGAUUACUAUGGUUGGUGUUGCGACAACUGAGCCAGGACAAAUGAGCAAAGCCUCUAUAAAGAAAACUAUGGAAGAUUUCAGCAAGGAGUUGGAACAAGAAGGCCGUGAAAAAUCAGCCUCCAAGACCUCGGGAAAGUGUUUCAAUGAAGAUAGAGAUCCCCUUUUUGUAGCAAACGUAGGGGAUUAUUACUCGAACAUGGGUAAGUCAAGCUCACCUCGGUGGCUACGUGGUGUUCACAGUUGAAACCCUACUCUUUAAAGGUAUAUGGUUUUUUUUAGCUGUAAAUCAUGUAUUUGGGAUGAUAUGAAUCGUUACAUGCAAGCCAUAAAUGGAGUUUUUGUUUGACGGGCCAUUACAAUGAAGGUCGAGAAUGAAGGUCUGCAAAACCGGACUUUAAAGGCAGUUGUAAAGAAACUUAUCAGAGAAAUUGUUCAGAAACUGCUAUUAUUGGAGAAGUUGUUAAAGAGAUAGCUAUAGUGUUAGGGAUUAUUGUACUAUGUGUAAUAGGAUACUUAUUGCUGUACAAGGAAGUUUAGGAUGUACGAGUAAAUGUACGAGUAAUUACUCGGUUGUAUAAUAAGGUAUGAUCUUUUUGUUCAUUCUUGGUUUUUAAGCUGAAAUACAAGUGACUGUACGGCAUAUACCCAUCUUUCUCCCUUAUUUUGGGGUUGAGGGAUGUGAAUUUUAAGAAAGUUUCUGAAUUCUUAUUGUCA
Molecule: messenger RNA, 2191 nt
Organism: Spinacia oleracea (spinach)
Lineage: Eukaryota; Viridiplantae; Streptophyta; Magnoliopsida; Caryophyllales; Amaranthaceae
Exons: 9
Coding region: 75-1721 (548 amino acids)
Biological process (GO): protein transport
Source: RefSeq, a predicted model, not a curated record